Messenger RNA from Xiphophorus hellerii (green swordtail), 1607 nucleotides. It is a transcript of the gene gfral, whose product is annotated as GDNF family receptor alpha like. The record is from RefSeq and is a predicted model, not a curated record. Gene Ontology annotation, biological process: nervous system development. Gene Ontology annotation, molecular function: signaling receptor activity. Lineage: Eukaryota; Metazoa; Chordata; Actinopteri; Cyprinodontiformes; Poeciliidae. Gene Ontology annotation, cellular component: signaling receptor complex; external side of plasma membrane.
AAAUAAUGUUGCAUCUUUGCAUCUGUUUUGGGAUUACAAGUAGAGGCUGUAAUAAAUGUGUUACAUCAUGUUGACUCUGUGGGUGGUGAAUCACUGCUUCAGCUGGAACUCCACGGAGAGGGAGAGAUCAGGGACAGAUCAGGCUCAGGGAGGAAUCAGGUCAUCACAGCAGCCAACAUGCAGUUGUUACAUCUGGAUGUUGGACUUAUUCUUGGAAUUACUUUUAUGGAGAUAUCCAGUUUCAGCUUCUCAUCUCCAGCUUCUGGGUUUUUGGCUUCAGUGGAGACCUGCAUGUCAGACUUAUGCAGCUGUGAGAGGGCACUUGCCGCUGGCAACUGUGAGGAUGACAGGUGCCAAAUAAAAGAUUCAGAGAACUGUAACUUGACCAUCCAGGCUGCACUGGACCAAUUUCCAUCCCUGCAAGGGUGUGUGUGUACAUGGGAGGAGGAGCUCUGUGACUCCAUACAAGUACUGGCCACACAAUGCCUGAAAAAGCCAGCAAUUCAGCAGAGGAAGAUCACACCGACUGACUGGAAAUCCAGUAAUUUAGCAGACAAUGAUGUGCUUCUUGCAGUGCAUGAAGGCCCUGGAUCCUGUGUGGACCGCAUUGGUCUUUGUGUGAGUGAGUCUGUUUGCAACAGGCAUCUCACACCUGUUCUUCAAGCGUGCAUGGCUGAUCAGUGUGACAAUGAAAGGUGUCGGCGGGAAAUUCAACAGUUCUACGGAGGCAUGCCUCAACAGUCUGCCGAGAUGCUGGUGAUGUGUGAGUGUGAUGACUCAGAUCAAAGCUGUUUGCUCAUGAAAUCCGGGCUGCAGAGUGGGGCUUGUGGAGUUGAGACAAGGAUCUGCCAAGAAAGGCUCACUCAGUGUGUCCAAGACAGCAACUGCAGGUACCUCUUGAAAACACUCCAAGACAAAUGUUGGAACCAUGAAGAAAUCAUAUGCAGUGAAAGAAAUCUCCAAGAAAAUGAAUGUUUUACAUUAAAGGAUCCAGCUCUUAUCCUUGGCGCAAAUUCUGAAUGCAGAAAGGCCUUCUUAGCCACUUUGGGUACAGUGCUUCAUCAUCCUUGCACAUGCAAAGGUGUGCAGAGCAAUCAUCUACGAAUGUGCAACAUGAUUCUUGAAGUAUUUCACAACAGACUACACUUUAUAAAACUGGUGAAAAGCAGCAGCGGCCCUUCCAAACCACCUGAAAUCAAUGAAUCUGAGCAGACUCACAUGUGGUCAUAUGGUUACCUCUUGUAUGCUUUUUCAGCUCUCUUCCUUGCUGGAGUUGUCAUAAUAUCACCUCUGGUUUUUCUCAGUAAGAUGUGGUUGAAAAGGAGAGAUCAGAUAAAACUUAACCAUCAAAAGAAGGUGAAUCGUCAUUUUAUAAUAUAACAUCCCUUUCAUGACUAUUUUUUAGUUUCAUAUUUUAUGUGGUUCAGAUUCUAAAAGGUUUUUCUUCCCUUGUAUAUUUAUCAUUUUAUAAUAAUUUAUGGAGCAUUAGGUUUGAAGGUUUUAGGCAUUUAGAAGAGGUGCUACCAGUUUAAAUUAGCAGAUAGGUUCACACAAAGUUAAUUAAACUGAAAGAACAUUUUCUGUGACCUGAAGUUGGUUCUCAAUGA